Messenger RNA from Ceratitis capitata (Mediterranean fruit fly), 674 nucleotides. RefSeq lists its product as uncharacterized. The transcript has a single exon. Lineage: Eukaryota; Metazoa; Arthropoda; Insecta; Diptera; Tephritidae. The record is from RefSeq and is a predicted model, not a curated record. The coding region runs from base 135 to 587 and encodes 150 amino acids.
GUUUGUGUUUAAUUAAAUUCCAUCACUCAUUACCACAAUAAAAAAUAUUUCAUUCAGCAAAUUGUCAAUUAUAUACAACACCAUCUUCAUUCCAAUUAAAAAAUAACUUGAAAUUGAAAGAAAAAAAUUCAAAAAUGCAUAAAUGUCGUCCCACUGGCGAAUGGAUGCACUACGAUGCCGACAUGCCAACACCAAAAUCCAUUACACAUGAUAUGCUUGAAGCCGGCCGCAAAACAUUAUCAAACAUAAAAAUAAUUGCAAGAAAACAAUUGAAUUUCCAAUCAUAUCCAAUGAACGAUUUCCGCUUCGAUUUACUGCAUUACGAUCAACCGAAGGAGUUUCAAAGUAUUUCGACGUAUAAACGUGAUUAUGUAGAAACGCUGCCGCCGCCAAAGUGUAAAGCUAAGAACAUGCUGGAAGUAGAUACACCGGAUCCACUUUUCAAUCGUAGAACAGUAAAUGAUUUCGAAAUGUUACCUUGGGUGAAUACGAAAUUUAUGGACGAUAAACUAUAUGAGUUGUCUGAAGCACGAAAGAAAAUCAAUUUCUUUAGACAAUUGCGAAAUCGAAGUUUUCAAUUUAUGUAGUGCGCUAAUUGUAGCAGAGCACGUAGUUAGAAGUAGUAUAAUGAAUCUCUAGACCAAAUAGAGCCAAUAAAAUUCUCCAAAAUUCUA